This is a messenger RNA of Lindgomyces ingoldianus, 2718 nucleotides long. RefSeq lists its product as uncharacterized. The record is from RefSeq and is a predicted model, not a curated record. NCBI's taxonomy places the organism in Eukaryota, Fungi, Ascomycota, Dothideomycetes, Pleosporales, Lindgomycetaceae. The transcript has 9 exons. The coding region runs from base 1 to 2718 and encodes 905 amino acids.
AUGCAGUGCUUCCGUCUGUUCCGUCUCCAGCUGCUAGACAAGGCCAGGUUGUUUCAGGCAGCCUAUGUGCGGCUAGGCCGUUCUAAAAUGGAGUUCUCGGCAAGCAGCUACGAGGUUUGCGAUUCGAACUCUCGUUAUGUGCAUGGCGGUUUAAUCCAAUCCUCUCUAUUGAGACCCCAUUUGGACGGAUGUGGCGUUUUUUGGCAGCCACACGCCAAGAUCUCGAUUCAGCCUGCUCGCCCAUUAUGGUUCUCUCCGCGAACUUGGAAAGCAGUCAGGGAAAUUGUCGAACAGCCACCUGAUGGGCUGUUGCCUAUCGAAUCAUGCCGUCGAGAUAUGAUGGCUUGUCUGCUCAGCUGCAGGGCGCUUCCCAAGACAACUUGCAGAGUAGUUAAUCGCACUCGCAUUUCUGACUUUUGUCAGCGUCUCAGCCGCGACCUCGUGUCAGAAGAUCAUUGUCUAGACUCAAUGAUCGUUCUCCUAAGCGCUUCCGGUUCAUCGAGACCUGAUCAGCACUCAUCUUUCCAAACAUUGCUAAAUCCUGGCUGCCGCAGUCCCGUUGUCGAAUCGACGCGUCGUCAUAUCUCGCUCUGGGAUUUGCAGCCGGGUUACCAGCCCCACUGGAUCGCGAUGGCCGAAGCUGGUGCCUCUCCACACGAUAAAAAGGUUUUGAAAAAGGAGAAGGUUCAAAGCUUUUCGUUCAGUGCUUUGAAAGAUUUCCCUUUCUCUGGCAAACAUCGCAACAAAGAUGGACAGAAAGCAGACACCACAAAUCAACAAAGUCAGGAUGGACCUUUAACAGCACCAGCAUCUCCUAAAGGACCUCCGACGGCUCUGGCUAGAUCACCCACCGCACAAUCUAUUCUACCUCCGGUGAAUGAUCGAUAUGAAUUAAGCAGGAUGGAGAUGCUAGAGAUGGAAAACAAGUAUACAGCGAGAACAAUAGACACUAACGAAUCGAAUGGGCCGCAAGGUGAAACCUCGCUCCCUCCGCCACUUAAGAUCAACAGCGAAGUUGACGAAACGACGGAACCAAUAGGGUUACCCGGUACUAUAAUUCCUCCUAGGAAAGCUCUUCAAUCUACGCCUAAGCUAGGAGAAUUAGCGCCACUGUCGCGGCAAACCACAGAUCCACCAACGAUCCCAAAUGGAAAUGGUUGCCCAGUCUAUCGUGAAGAGUUGGGGGAUCUCCAGAAUGUUCAAGACCUCCAAGAAAGAAUGAAAUUAGUGCUCAUAGAGAAUACGAGACUUAAGGAAGAGCUCAAAGACGAAAAAUUGAUAUCUGGGAAGCACUGGAGGUGGUUCAAAGAAGAGCAGCAAGCAAAUAUCGAUUUGAAGAGCAGGCUUGCCGCCAUGAAAGAGCAACUCAGGGAGGAUGAGAGUGCGGUCAAUAGAGCGGUAGCCCGCGAGAGUGAGAUUGAGCAUAUCGUUACAGAAAAGAACAUGUGUAUCCAAGGCCUGAAUGCGGAGCUAAAAGACCUUCGCACUUCCCGCGAUUUAGAAGUCAACAACGCUGCAAACAUGACGCAGCAAAUUAUCAGGCUUCAGGAAGACCUCCAGCAAAGCCAAAAGAAUGUCCAGAAUGUCACCAACGAACUCAUGCAAUUCAAGUCUCAGCUGAACAGUAAAGUUGAUGACCGCUGGUUCGUUGAGCAGUGGACCGAUUUGCAUUCUAAAAUCCAGAACAUUUCUACCAAAUUUUUCGCCGGCAAAAUAUCUCGACACAGUGGAGCGAUGGCAUCUCGUGGGAAAGGGAAAUUUGAUGUAUGUGCACCGAGAUGCUUGAUGCAACUCACGCCGGACUACACGCAAUACAUCAGCUCGGAAAACUACCGACCACUUCUUAUCCAAGCCUUCAUUUGGUGGAUUCUCAAUAACAAGGUUUUCGAUCAUGCCAGCAAGUUCUCCGAAGGACUAUAUUGGGCAGGCGGUAUGCGUGAUUCUUUGGCCAAUCUAAAGGGAGAGUUACGGCCCUUAAGACGAAGAGACCGGUCAAGGGACGACGUGAGCGAGGCUAAACGCCAGGAAGCUGAAGCCCAGAACUUCCACAAGUGGCGCUCAACAACCGCGAUCAUGCUCAUUUCCAUGAAAGCAACGAAACAUAGAAUCGUACAUUCUCACGUCAAUGAUCUCAUCACUGAGGUCACAAACACAGUAGCCCCUUUCAUAGCCCGCAAGGAAUCCGAACGCGCGAAAGCAGAGGAAGUCUUCGGCGAUGAGCUACAUGAGAUUAUCGUCGCUGCUAUUUCACUUGAUGCAGAGAUACAACAGCAACGUGGCUGGAUCUACUGUGAGCAGUGGGCUGACUAUACCCAGCAAGAAGCGCCAGUUCAUGGCUUCAGAUGGAAAGAUAUGGAGAUGACCCAGGUGUAUGGUCCAGCACAAGCCAAAGGCGGUGCAAAUAAGUUUGCGGACCCGUGCGUGGAAUUAAUUGUUCAGCCUGCGUUGUUCCGAGAAGGUAACUCAAAUGGAAAAGAGUACUCGGCGGCGAAGAGAAGGUCCGUGGGUUUGAAGCUGGGGGUGGUGGGGCGGCUGGUACUAUCGAUUGUCUCUUGUAGUUCUGUCAUAUACAAUAUCAUCUUCAAAUGCAUUUGCUCUAUUGCAUUUGCACUGUCCCCUGCAACAAAAUAUAUUAGGAUUCUGCCUUCCCUGCCUCCCUCCACGGACUUAACCAGAAACUCCAAUACAUCUCUCGUAAACUAUCUCGAGCGCCUAUGA